Molecule: messenger RNA, 1858 nt
Organism: Didymodactylos carnosus
Lineage: Eukaryota; Metazoa; Rotifera; Eurotatoria; Philodinida; Philodinidae
Source: the annotation of a GenBank genome assembly
AUGUUUUAUUCAUCAGUUGAAGAUCCAUGUGAACGUCAAGGACGUUUUCAACGUUGCAUACCCGAUUUUGUUAAUGCCGCCUUUCGUAAGCAUAUUGUUGCCUCAUCAACAUGUGGUAAUCCACGUUCACGUUAUUGUAGUCAAGCAUUAAAUAAUAAUAACAAUAAUAAUAAUGUAUGCGAUAUAUGUGAUGCAUCAGAUCCAUUAAAAAGUCAUUCAUCCGAUUAUUUAACUGAUAUUAAUAAUCCAACAAAUUUAACAUGUUGGCAAUCUGAAAAUUUUCAAGAAUCAAAUUUAACAAAUGUAACAUUAACAUUAUCAUUACGUAAAAAAUUUGAAUUAACUUAUAUUAGUUUACAAUUUUGUUCACCAAUAAAACCCGAUUCAAUGGCCAUAUUUAAAAGUAUGGAUAUGGGUAAUACAUGGAUACCAUUGCAGUAUUAUUCCAGCGAUUGUUUAAAAACAUUUAAUAAAUCACCUCGUGCAACUAUCACACGUUCAAAUGAACAAGAAGCAUUGUGUACAGAUGCAAAUAAUGAUCAAACAUCAACAUCAACAUCACGAAUUGCAUUUAGUACACUCGAAGGACGACCUUCGGCUUAUGAAUUUGAUACAAGUCCAGUAUUACAAGAUUGGGUAACGGCAACUGAUGUUAAAGUUGUUUUCUAUAAAUUACGACCAUCAAUUCCAAAAAUAAAUAAUAAUAACGAUAUUAUGGCCUAUGAAUCAAAUUAUUAUUCUGUUAGUGAUUUUGCUGUCGGAGGCAGGUGUAAAUGUAAUGGACAUGCAUCCAAAUGUAUCGCAAAUAGGUAUGUUUUUUAGAAAAUUUUCUCCCUUUCUCUCUCUCUCUUCUUGUCUUAUUACUGUGUGAGAUUCUAAUUUAAAUUUUGACACUCUACUAUAGGGGCUAAAUAACCAUUUCUUUUUUUCUUUAAAGCUUUAAACUAAUUUCUGUUAGGCAGAUUGUUUGUGAAGCUGAUCAUUCGAGGCUAAAGAAAAAAAUCUGUUAAUUGUCUUGCUCUAUACACAUGAAUAAACGACGAAAUGUAAUAAUUUCUUAUACAAAUAAAUAUCUUCAGCAAUAUUAGACAUCUAUUGUUAUGUUAAUAUUCAUUUCAUUCUGCGUGUCCGUGUGUACUUGAAGAAGUCAAGAACAGAAGAAAAGAAACUGUCCAACUCAUCAAAAAAAAGAACAAGUUAUUUAAGUUUAGUUAUGAUAAUGAUUAAAGAAUACUACCAUCAUAUAAAUGAUAUUUUUCUAAGAAGCUAAAAAAUCGUUUAAUAUGUAUGUGUCGAUAUUGAUAAAAAAUAAAUACCGUUAACACUAUGACACAUCAAACUAAUCAUAGUGUUCCAAGUAUACAUGUUUUCAUAUUCGAGGACAUCUUUGUUAUUAAAAGCUGAAUUAGUUUGGCGAUGUGUCUCAUGGUGCUAUCGACGUGUCAAAGAUAAAAAGUCUUUGUAUAUGUAAUCCAGAAUCAUCAAAAAUUUAGUAUAUGUAUAUAUCAAUCGUACAAGAAGCAGUAGCCAACCUCCGCCGUUACCUAAAACGGCGUACAACCAUUUGAUAAAUAAAGAAGCACUGCAUGACUUCUAUUUCAAACGGUUUGCAUAAAAUCAAUUAAUGGGAGAAAGUUCUUUACAAAAUAUUCUUGCCGUUAUCUAUUCAUACGUAAUUGAUAAAGUAGAUCGCUUUGCCCACAUUUGCAUGAGAUUAAUGGACAUUCUUUUUCAUAUGACACUUAUUGAAUUUGCUAUUGUUGUUGUUGUUUAUUGGCACAAUCUCUACCAUAGUGACCAACCUUCAACCGAGAGAGAUGUGUGUGUGUGUGUGUGUGUGUGUGUGUGUGUGUGUGUG